AUGGCCCCUACACCUGCCCCUAGAAGCACCGAGCACACAGGCCUGAAAGCCAGUCUUUCUCUGUCAGCAGGGUCAAGGCCACCAGGUGACAGGACUUCUGUGCACUGCGCAGAGCUGCAAGGGGGGACGAAGUGUAGCAAACAGGGUGGCCCUUACCAGAUGCCCCUUAGGAGGCCUCGGUGUCUGAGUGGAAGUAAGGGCGACCCGGAGUUGCACUUCCAGGGCACCUGCACUACUUAUCCUGACAGUGAGUCGCACGCGACCCAACCAUCCUAUCGCCUUUCGAAGCAAUGUGGACAUUUGCUUUGCCAGCUCCCUGAUAUCCCCCAGAGUAUAACAAAUAUGAUGUCAACCGCUUUACUCCUAACAGUAGUAGUUCUGACUCAUAGUCGCCGAAGUACACCCAGUACUAGUCAGACCACCAUCCAGACCUUUAGCGAGUUGAUUCAUUCAGUGAACAAACAUUUACCGAGUGCCUACUCUCUGUCGGGCACUGGGGCAAGAGGUCAAAGGCAGUUUCUGGUCUCCCGGAGCUCAGCAGGCAGAGGGAAACACGCUGCAACACAGGCUGCCGCCGGAGUGGGAAAGCAAAGCCUGUACUGGCAUAGGAGCCUGACCCGCGCCUUCACUUACUGCGCCCCAAUCAGACAUGGACUGAUCCUACAGACCCAGGGCCAGCGCAGUGGAUGGAGGCCGGGGGCGAGGUUCCGACUCUCCGCGACCAUCCCAGAGACUGUGGCCGGAGAAGGGGGUCCUCCUAAGCGAGAUUCCCCUAGUCUCUCGCUCUCCCCACUCCAACCCCGCAGGAAGCCCACACCAGGACAGAACUCCUCGUUCUACUCCCCCAACCCGAGCCCAUCUCGGUCCCGGCACCCGCCUCUCCCGGCGGGGCGCAGCCCAAGACCCCAGAGGGCAGGCGUGCCCAGCCCUCACACCAGCACCCGAAUCCAAGCCGGAUUGCAAGGUCCAGGGCGCAGAGUCUGCGGCCCCUUCCCUCCUCCGCCCAGGUCCCCACCGUAGAUGCGGCCCCCACCGCCUCUCU
Molecule: messenger RNA, 1042 nt
Organism: Cercocebus atys (sooty mangabey)
Lineage: Eukaryota; Metazoa; Chordata; Mammalia; Primates; Cercopithecidae
Exons: 4
Coding region: 1-1020 (339 amino acids)
Source: RefSeq, a predicted model, not a curated record